Messenger RNA from Danaus chrysippus (African queen), 1215 nucleotides. The record is from the annotation of a GenBank genome assembly. Lineage: Eukaryota; Metazoa; Arthropoda; Insecta; Lepidoptera; Nymphalidae.
AUGCAAACAUUAUUCUUAGUAAUGUCAGAAGAUGAAAUCGAAAAAUUAUCAUCUGGCGUUGCAAAAAACAGUACUAGUGUUAGAAAAGAUGCUUCUGAAACGAAAAACGAUUCAAAGAGUAAUGAAUUGGCAUCGGAAUUAAGAAAUUCCGAUGCCAAUUCUGAAGACGUAACUUUGAAAGUUCUUGGAGAAUUUGGAAAAUGGCAAUUAUGGUUGAGUGUUUAUAUGGCUUUAUUGAAACUGCCGUUAGCAUGGUAUCAAUUAAAUAUCAUAUUUAUGGCACCGCCUCAAGAGUUCUGGUGUGCUAAGCCCGAAUCUUUAAGUUUUUUGACGGACAAAGAAUGGAGACGACUCUGUGCUCCUUUAAUUGAAGAAUAUCCUUGUUUGAUUUUCGACCCCGAGAUACUCCUUGUUUUACCGUAUAUGGAGAGACAACUGAUACCUUUAGUGAAAUGUCCUCGAUUUGUUUACAAUACUACUGUAUUUACACGAACAAUUUCUUCAGAUUGGGAUUUAGUGUGCUCGAGACAUUGGCUAAUCCACUUAACCCAAAGCAUAAUGAUGUGGGGAGUUCUUCUUGGUGGCAUUAUUUUUGGUAUAAUCGCAGAUAAGUGUGGACGCAAAAUCCCAUUAAUGAUCGGAAUAACUAUACAAUGCAUUGCUAGCUUCAUAACUAGUGUAUUACCAUGGUAUUGGUUGUUUUUAGUAAACUGGUUUAUUCUAGCUUUGGCUUCCGGUGGAAUUGGUAUUAUAUCGUUUGUUUUAAGUAUGGAGAUCGUAGGAGGCAAAUGGCGAACAAUAAUACCCAUUGUAUACCAGUUACCUUUUGGUCUUGGUAAUACAGUCAUGGCGAUACUCGCCUAUUGGCUUCGGGACUGGCGAAAGUUGGAAAUUGCGUUGGCCACACUGUCGUCACUAUUUUUAUUUUAUUGGGUGUUGAUAACAGAAUCACCUAGGUGGCUUAUUGCUACUGGCCAAACUGAAAAGGCUUUAGGACGAAAUGGUGGCGUAGGUGGAGUGACAACAUUCGCUAGGGUUGCUGCCAUGGUCGCACCUGCUGUUGUAAAUCUCGAAGAAUUGAGACCAGACCUUCCGUUAAUACUUCUGGCAAUAAUGUCAUUCGGUCAAUUAGCAUUACUUAUACCUCUGCCUGAAACAAAGGAUCAACCAUUGCCCGAUACCUUGGAGCAAGCUGAAGAAUUUUAUAAAAAGUAA